GCUCUGUGCAUCAUCACGGAGAUGUCUUUAUCACAGAUGUGCUUUGGGGUAAAGGAGAAGCAGGAAGAGGAAAGUGAUGUGGAGUGUGAAGCCUGGCCAUGACCAGAUUUCCUCUUUUUACCAAAAUUCAGUUGCAAGAGCUAGGUCCCUCCGUGGGGUGGUGUUGGGCAGGGGGGACAGGCUGAGCAGCAAAAACAGGGGGGCACAUUUGCUCCUCCCCAAGCGUUGUCUGUGCCCAGGGCUCCCCGGGACAUGACCAGGCUGUGGUGUGUGGAUCCUCAGCAAAGGGCAACACAGGUUUGUCCCCUCUCCUCAGCCCUUCUCCCCACAGCUCCAUACUGGGGCCUUGCAAACCUGGGGUGUGCUCAUGCACCCACAUCCCUGCCUCAAACCAGAGGAGCUGACAGGGAUUUUCCCCUCCCUCCAUGGAUUAAAACCCACCCAAACCAAGGCAAGUUUCCGCAGCGUUCGCCAGGGUGGUAUCCCUGCCCAGGCCCACACCUGGGAUGUUUCUCCUGAGCACAAAAACGUUUGUAAGAGCUUCCAGUGCCUUCACCUUUUUCUGACACCCUCCCAGCUCAGCUGGUGGUUGAAAGCAAGGGCUUUGGCGAAGCUGUCACAGGAAACCCUCCCUGCCCGCUGGCCUUUCACUGGAAGGGCUCUCCUGGGGUCCAGCCCAGCUCAGCAGCCUGGCUUCUGGUGUCCAGGUUGGAUAACAAACCCAGAGCAGCCUGGCCAUGGUGGGAGCCAGCAGCAGCAGCAGCAGCGAGGCAAUCUGCUGAAAUCCUCCCAGCUUCCAUUAGCUCUGCAGUCCUUUCCCACCCUGCUUCCAUGUGCCUGGAAGGCACGUGAGCAGCUUCCGCCACCUGCUCCCAAGAGGCUGCUGCUCCUGCAAGGGCAAGAGGGGGACCCUGACCCGCAAGGCGGGAUGGGGUGUCCCUGCUCCAGGGGUGCUCCCCAUAUGUCUGACCUGGGUGAUGUCCCCAUAGGCAUUUCUGCAGCCAAGCAAAGCCGGCAUGAGAUGAGUCAGGGCUGGCUACAACCCCCCCUCCUCCCUCCUGCUUGCAGGAGCAGUGUUAAGGGAAGAAAUGCAAAAGGCUUUGAUGGAAGGAGCAGAGACAGAGGCAGCCUGGUUCAGGCUGUGCCCUCCUCCACUGCCACUGACCUUUGUGGGCUGAAAGCUGGGAUUUUGCAUCAAGCCUGCAGGAACUGAGUUUUCCUAGGAGUUUCUGAUCUUGCUUGCAGUUCUCAAGGGGGUUUGAGUGUACCAGAGUGCUGGCAGGAUAAUCCUUUCUGUAGGAAACUGUGUAACACAAGGCUUGUUGUUCUAGCUCCUCUGAGACUCUGCCAAAGCGUAGGGGCUGGAAAGCCUUCCCAGGCAACACGGUCCCCCUGGCAUCAUGUCCAGUGGGAAUCAAGGCCGGGAGAUGGGCUUUUUUCAGAGCUGUUGAGGCUGGAAUAGAUGCUCCCAGCCUGAGCAGCUGCCUUUGUUCCAUCUCCCUGGGGCUGCUGUGUGGUGACCUUGGCAGGUGCCAGUGCAGUGACUUGAGCUCCUGGAAGACAGCCCAUCUACACGGGGCACUGCUGCCUGGGCAGCCUCUGUGGUAGAAGGACAGGUGGGAGCGCUGCAAACUCUCUGGGGAGGUUUGCAGUGCUGCCUCAGUUUCCCCAGCCUCAUCCUGUCCCACUAGGAGCACUCAGGGGAAGAGCAGAAAUCUGUCCUCAGGUCUCACAGGCCUGUCAUGAAUGCAUAGGCCAUGUCCUCUGUCCCCACGCUGCCACUCUGGAGGUGCCAGUCCCUGCUGUGCCUCGCUGGGAGCCUUAUCCGAUGUCUGCCCAGGGAGGAAGUGGUUAAAAUAACCGGAUUUCCUGGGUGUGAUGCUGGAAGGGAAGGCGACCUGCAGAAGUGAUUGGAGGGAAGGUGACCUGCAGAACUGCUUUGCAAGGCACUUUCUGGUGUCCGGAAAGUCCUGAGUGAGACUGAACUUGAAUUCCAGCUAGAACUCGGUCUUUCCAGCCAAAAUUUAAGAGCUUAAGUAACUCCUUUCUCUGCACACCCCCAGCCCUCUCCUCCUGAGGGCAGCCGAAUUUAUUCAUAGCACCCUUGUCCCACUGCAGGGGUGGCCGCCACCUUCCAGGUGCCACGAUAACACUCAGGAGCGAGAGGGCAAAGAGCGGUGGUUCAAAGGUGGGAGCUCUUCGUCUUCCCGAGCCUUUCCCAGCCCCGGGACUUGGCCGGAAAAAGCAAAACUUUGUUCCUCGUGCUCGGGCUGGCAAGACAGAGGGCACAGGCUAGUGCUCGGGGCAGUGCUGGGAGUGGGAGACAGAUGCAAGGAAAGCUGGUCCCCUGGGAGAUGCCAGGGGGUUUGGGGAUGCCUAGCGGGAAUGUGCUGCACCCCUCCUCCCACGGCUUCAGUGGCAUGAUGAGGCUGUUUGUAGGGUGAUUUGACUUUUAUUUGAUUUCCUCGCUGGUGCUUCCUCUGUGCUAAUCUGCUUCCACCCUCCCCAGGGGUGGUAGAAGGAGAGGUGGAGGAAAAGGUCACCCGACUCCAGCUGCAGAAGCCAAGUUGGUGGGAUGGAUCCAACCCCGCUCCCUCCGGCCCCAGGGCUGAUCUUGCUGGUUUUUGCAGCAGCUGUGUGGCUGAUUCCUAAAGCCAGGAGAUCCCUCCCAUCCCCCUAGUGAGGCCAAGAGGCUGCAGAGGAAGGAAGCGGUAUCUUUGCUCCAAAACAACUUGCUCUGCUCUUGGCUGUUGCAGGCACCCGCUGCAUGGAGGAAGCCACUUACUGCUGCAGCCCUCCCCAUCCCCUCUCCUGACGCCACUGUGGCAGGGUGACACCGUGGCUCUCUGGGUGCUGUGGCAGGGUGACACCGUGGCUCUCUGGGUGCAGUGGCAGGGUGACACCGUGGCUCUCUGGUUGCAGUGGGAGGGUGAUACCGUGGUUCUCUGGGUGCAGCAUCCAGGGACGGUUCCAUCAGCUGCUGCCACAAAGUGCCAAUUUUGUCAGUGUCAUCGCCACCCAACAGCACCUGCAGCUGGGAAACCUGGCACUGAGACACCAGCCUUCUGGGUGACACGGCAUGAGUGUGCCGGCCAACGAGCUGGGCAACCCGGCCCAUGCCAUCUUUGAGAGGUUCCUGCGUGCCGGGGAGUGCCGAGAGGUGCUGGCCUGCUUUGUGGAGCUAUGUCAGCAGCUGGGGCUGCAGGGCAGCGGGCUACAGCUAUACCACGGCCUCAAGGCUGCCCUCAACUACUGGAAUGCCAAGGCCCUGUGGAGCAAGCUGGAUAAGAAAGCUGGGCACAAGGACUAUGACCAAGGCACAGCCUGCGCUGGCACCAAGUGCCUGGUGGUGGGCGCUGGCCCCUGCGGGCUUCGGGAGGCCAUUGAGCUGGCGCUGCUGGGUGCCCGCGUGGUGCUGCUGGAGAAACGCGACUCCUUCUCCCGCAACAAUGUCCUGCACCUCUGGCCCUUCACCAUCCAUGACCUGCGGGCGCUGGGCGCCAAGAAGUUCUACGGACGCUUCUGCACUGGCACACUGGACCAUAUCAGUAUCCGGCAGCUCCAGCUGAUCCUGCUGAAGGUGGCUUUGCUCCUGGGGGUGGAGGUACACACGAAUGUGAGGUUCGAGGGCCUUGCUCCCCCCACGGGCAAGGCAGGUGGCUGGCAGGCUGUGCUGCAGCCCAGUUCCUCUCCCCUCACCCACUAUGAAUUCGACGUCCUCAUCUCAGCUGGCGGUGGCAAAUUUGUCCCUGAAGGGUUCAAGCGGAAGGAGACGCGUGGGAAAUUGGCCAUUGGCAUCACCACCAACUUCAUCAACCGCCACAGCCGGGCUGAGGUGGAGGUGGCUGAGAUCAGUGGCGUGGCCCGAAUCUACAACCAGAAGUUCUUCCAGAACCUGUACAACAAAACGGGCAUUGACCUGGAAAACAUAGUGUACUACAAGGAUGACACUCACUAUUUCGUCAUGACGGCCAAGAAGCAGAGCCUGCUCAAGAAAGGGGUCAUCCUUCAGGACAAAGCAGACAUUGAGAGCCUCCUGUCCCCAGAGAAUGUGAACCGGGACGCCCUCCUUAGCUAUGCCAAAGAAGCUGCCAACUUCUCCACCAACUACUGCCUGCCUGAGCUGGAGUUUGCCCUCAACCAUCGGGACCUGCCGGAUGUCGACAUGUUCGACUUCACCUGCAUGACACGUUCAGAGAAUGCAGCACUGGUGCGGGAGCACAACGGGAGCCGUCUGCUCAUAGGGCUGGUGGGCGACUGCUUGGUGGAGCCCUUCUGGCCGCUGGGCACCGGGGUGGCCAGGGGCUUCCUUGCUGCCUUCGAUGCAGCAUGGAUGGUGCGGCGGUGGGCAGCUGGGACACCCCCGCUGGAGGUGCUGGCUGAAAGAGAGAGCAUCUACCAGCACCUUUCGCAGACAUCCCCAGACAACACCAACAAGAACAUCAGUCAGUACAGCAUCGACCCGACCACGCGCUACUCCAACAUCAACCUGCAGGCCAUCAAAGCCAGCCAGGUCAAGGACCUUUACCUCGUGGGCAUGGCGGAGGUGGACCACAAGAGCAAGAGUGACAACCGGCUCAGCAUCGCAGCCCCUGGAGCUGUCUGUGAAGAGCUGCUGAGCUGGUGCCAGGCCAGCACUGCUGGAUACCCUGGUGUGGCUGUGACCAACUUCAGCACCUCCUGGAGCAGUGGCUUGGCCCUCUGCGCCCUCAUCCACCGCUUCCGUCCAGACCUGGUGGACUUUGACUCUGUGGAUCCUCAGGAUGCCGUUCAGACCCACCAGGCUAUGCUGGACAUAGCAGAGCAGGAGCUGGGCAUCCAGCCUGUCCUCUCCAGUGCUGAGAUGGCCACCAUGACAGGGCCUGACCAUCUGGACCUCAUUACCUACCUCAGCCACUUCUAUCAAGUUUUCAGGAGCUCUCCAGAGGUGGAGGUCAGCAAGAAGUCACUGUCUCCCCAUCACACUCGAGGGGCCAUCCUCUUCCUCAGCAAGCUGCAGAAGAGCCGGAACCUGGCACACAAACGUGCCCAGAACAGUGCCCAGAAGGACACUGAGGCCAAGAGGAGCCGCAGGGAUGCUGAGCAGGACACGGGGCUGGAUGGAGACACUCCGGACACUGCCCACAAGGUGCCACAAACCAGCGUGAUGGACCCAGGGCAGGUUGGUCCUCGUGUCACCUUGGGAUGGGGGUCCAGCUCAGGGCAGCUGGGCACUGGGGGAGCACCAAGGGCUGGCAGAGCCAAGCCAAGGGCUGGGACCAGGGCUGCACAAGCGAACGCCCACAGGUUCCCAGCUCCUCCCUGCCUGUUUCCUGACCCAACUGGUUUUCUGGAGCCAAGACUUGCCGCUCCCUCACCCACCUCAAGCACCCAGACGCAGCGCUGCGAGAGGGGCAAAGCCCUGCCCCGUGCCCCCAUGGCUGCCGGCACAGCCACAGGGCAGGGCAGGUGCCAGGCCCCCGGUGCCACCCCAGCCUGUCCUCUCCCCCUGCAGCCUCCGAGGGAGAGGACAGGGGAGAACAGUGAUGCCUGCUACAUCUGUGGCCGCCGUGUCUACAUCCUGGAGCGAGCCAGCGCCGAGGGACGCUUCUUCCACCGCGGCUGCUUCCAGUGCCAGCGCUGCGGGGCCACGCUGCGCCUGGGCGACUACGCCUUCAACGAGGAGGAUGGUCAUUUUUACUGCUCGCUGCACUACCCCAAUCCACCCAGCACGGACCUGCCCCAGGAUGAGGCUUCAGCACUGCUUGAUGGGGAUGUUGAUGCUGCUGCCCACCCACCCUCAGAUGCUGGAUGCUCAUGUGUGUCCCCCAUGGAGUGGGCACCCAGUCCACUUCAGCCCACUCCAGCAGCCGCACAGGCAGGGGAAGAGCCUGGGGAAAUUGAGGACACUGCAGAUGUUGGUGACAUGGAGGAGCAGGAGCUGCUGGCACAGCCUGGGGGGGAUGUGAGGGAAGAGGAGGUUCCCAGAGUGGAGCCCCAAGAGACAGCAGAGGAGGGUGAGGAGAGUGGGGGCAGGAGGAAGAUCAUCCUUACACCACUGGAGAAGCUCAGUCUAUCCACGCUGAACCUCACUGGUGAAGCAGAGCCCGAGCCUCCACUGAAGCCAGAUUGUCUGCAUCUCCAAGCAGCACCUGAGGCCCUCCCUGCCCUGUGGCAAGGACAAGGUGCCUGGAAGGAGGAGGAGGAGAAAAUUGACAUGGAGAAAGAUUUGGAAGAGAGUGACAGUGAGGAGGAGGAGAAAGAGGAGGAGGAAGGCACAGGUCUUGGCAUCAUGAAAGAGCUGUACCCAGACCCCAGAGAAGAGGAGAAAUACCCCACCUGGAAGCGCACAUUGGCCCGCCGGGCCAGGGAAUCCCAGAUGAAGAGGUUCUGCAGAGCCCAGGCCAUCCAGAGGCGGCUGGAGGAGAUUGAAGUGACUUUCCGGGAACUGGAGCAGCAGGGCAUCAAGUUGGAGAAGUUACUCCGGGAUGAGAAUGAGAGCCUGGCUGACCAGCAGACACAGUGGACAAACCAGCUGCUGUACCUGGUCCAGAAGAAGAACAACUUGAUGACCGAGGAGUCAGACCUCAUGAUUGCGGUGCAGGAACUGAAGCUGGAGGAGCAGCAGUGCCAGCUUGAUGAGAAGCUCCGGAGUUACAUGAACAAGGAGGAUACCCUGAAGACAGCUGAGGAUGAGAAAGCUGAGCAGGAGAUCCUGAAGCAGCUGGUGGAGGUGGUGAAUAAGCGGAACGUCCUCAUCCAGUUGCAGGAGGAGAAGCGGCUCAGCGAGCUGCGGGCUUGAUCCGCACAGCCCCGGAGGCAGCGGAUCCUCCCCGGGGGACAAGCAGAGUGUGUGUGUGUGAGUCUUGGGCUGAGCAUUACUCUGAGUUACCUCUGGAGGUGGCGAUGCCCCAGCUGCCCACAGCUGCCAGCUGCUGCCACAGCAAAUCCAGCUCCCUGCUUGCCAAAGUCUGUCACGGAGGGGCCAGACCUGCUGGUGGAUGCCCACAUGAGGAGACACCAAGAAACACUCAGCUUUGGGGUGCUGAGAGGGUGUUACUGUGUGUGGCUGGAUUGCCUUUGCCUUGUGCUUGCUGCAAAACCAGACUCACAGGGGAGUGCAGAAGCGGGCUGUGGUGGCUCCCAGCAGCAAGGAGGUGACUGGCCACCAAAGGCAGGCCACAGGGCAGAUGCCUUAUGUGCAGGGGCACCUUCCGGAAUGGUCCCUUGAAACCACCCUGGGACAUCCUUCCCAGCUGAGGGCAUCCAUCCCAGCCUGUCCAUCUCAAGGGACAUCUGGCUGUACAAGCUGGGGCCCGUGACAGACAGACUGGGCUGAUCCAGCUGUUCUGCACCACUGCUUUUGGAUGCCAUGUCCCACUGUUCCCAGCUGCUGCAAGAAACCAGGGUCAGAACCCUACCAUGAACCCCUUGGGCCAGGGAAGGCUUUUUUGUCCAGUAGCUCCUAAGGAAUUGUGCUCAGGGCCAGCACUCUAAUACAGAGGACAAGGGACACCAGCAGGCUCUGCCCUCCUUGCCCCUUUGGGAUUUCUUCUGCUUGAUGAUGACACACUGGCUUUGGCACAGACUUCAGACACCCCUGGAGUCCCUGGCUGUUGCAAGGUGGCCUCUGUGGCCAAAUGGUGCUCAUGGCAGCCCCAGAUGUAUUGGGACAGGGGUCCCAGGUGUAGGUUCCUCUGUUAGCAGCACCACCCUGUGC
This is a messenger RNA of Poecile atricapillus (Black-capped chickadee), 7699 nucleotides long. It is a transcript of the gene MICAL1, whose product is annotated as microtubule associated monooxygenase, calponin and LIM domain containing 1. Bases 3080 to 6781 code for a protein of 1233 amino acids. Gene Ontology annotation, molecular function: FAD binding; protein binding. The record is from RefSeq and is a predicted model, not a curated record. NCBI's taxonomy places the organism in Eukaryota, Metazoa, Chordata, Aves, Passeriformes, Paridae. The transcript has 24 exons.